Molecule: messenger RNA, 2553 nt
Organism: Glarea lozoyensis ATCC 20868
Lineage: Eukaryota; Fungi; Ascomycota; Leotiomycetes; Helotiales; Helotiaceae
Product: MFS general substrate transporter
Exons: 5
Coding region: 1-2553 (850 amino acids)
Biological process (GO): transmembrane transport
Molecular function (GO): transmembrane transporter activity
Source: RefSeq, a predicted model, not a curated record
AUGGGAAAUACUGCGCCAAGCGAUUUUCCGGUCGACUCUUUUGAUGCUGGUCAUUCCCUACGACCACUUGUCGCCACUCAUAUUUCAACAGAACCAUUUCGGAACCCACGGGUUACUUAUAAGACCGUCAUGUUGAAAUCGGCGGAAAAAGAGCGUCAUGUUGUUUUUAUGAUCCUCCGCAAUCGUUGGCCUUUCCAGCAUGAACUUCGUGGAUACGGUUCAGACUUAGAGGAAGAUAGCUCAAGUCAAGAUACAGUUCUCGUGACUAAGCGACGCCUUUUUAAUUACAUCUGGUUUCGUGGGUCCUCGAUUGAUCUCGACCCCAUUUUCGAUGAACAUGCCGUCAAUACCCGUCAAAGGCGUAAUGGGGCACAAUCUGAACUAAAGCUUUAUCUAUCAAAUGCAAAGAAGACGUUCAAUUUCAUUCCCGAAGACAUUAUUUUCAUCGCUCUAAUGGAACCUACUUCGAUUCCGCUCCAACGCUGGGAGUCAGAUCGGCAAACGGCAGCUCCAAGACAAGAAACGCUGGAUAGCCAAAAUGAGCAAAGCGCUGUACAGUCAUUGAAACCCGUGGAUGGUGGCAUAACUGCUUGGAGAGUUCUCAUUGCCGCCUUCAUAUUCGAAGCACUCCUUUGGGGUCUUCCCAUAUCCUUUGGCGUGUUCCAGGAAUAUUACACAACACUACCUCAAUUCGCAGGAAAUUCCAAUGUUGCCCUAAUCGGAACCAUUGCUCAAGGAUUAAGCUAUCUAGGCUCACCACUGUCAGCAGCCAUUACUAGACGAUUUCCUAAAUACCGUCGCCAACAAAUUUGGCUAUCUUGGCCCCUAUGCAUAGGAGGACUUAUUGCUGGCUCCUUCACAACAUCAGUGACUGGUCUCAUCCUUACGCAAGGUGUGAUGUAUGGAGUUGGUUUCAUACUACUCACCUACCCCAUCUUGAGCAUGGUUGAUGAGUGGUGGGUUGCUCGAAAAGGAAUGGCGUUUGGCCUGAUUACUAGUGCCGCUGGAGCAGCUGGUGUUAUUAUACCGUUUAUCAUCAACGCCUUACUGAGAAAAUACGGCUAUCAAACAACGCUCAGAGCACUUGGAAUUGGUAUGCUCCUUCUCACCGGGCCUCUCAUCCCAUUAUUUAAAGGUCGGCUACCAGUUUCUGAACACAGCACUCCCGCUAAGGUCAACUGGGAUUUUCUUCAGAAGCCACUCUUCUACGUCUAUGGGAUAUCUACGUUAAUUCAAGGACUUGGAUUAUUCUUUCCAGCACUCUAUCUACCAUCUUACGCAACAUCGAUUGGGUUGAGCUCCACGCAGGGCGCUCUCGCGUUGGCAACAAUGUCUCUUGCGCAGCUUAUUGGCCAAUUUGCCUUUGGCUGGUUAACAGACCAAAAAAUCUCGGUUAGUGGGCUGGCUAUUGCUUGCUCAAUAAUGGCAACAAUUGCAACAUUUGCGCUUUGGGGCACGGCAAAAUCACUCGGGCUCCUCGUAGGGUUCAGUUUGCUUUACGGCUUUUUUGGGUAUGGGUUUGGCGUGAUGAGGGUAGGAAUGGGUCGUGCAGUUUCGGACGAUCCAUCCACAGCCGUAACAACGUACUCAACUCUUGUGUUUUUCCAAGGUAUCGGCAACGUCUUGGUUGGACCAGUGAGUCAGGCGCUCAUCCUGCGGAGGGUCAAUAUCGAAGAAUAUGGUAUUUCUAAAUACAAGUUUCUAGUUGUUUUCACCGGAGGGUGCAUGGCAGCGAGUGCUGUUGUCAUUACUAUUUGGUAUACCUUGCCCAGAAGUCUGCGAGUGCUUACUUUUGAGAAAAGAUUCCUCAGAACCUCACGCGCUUCUCGUGCUUCUCAUGGAGUUGCUCCUGCUGUUCAAGGAUGUUACCCGAACUACGACCCUAAGUCUCAACAUGUCAUGAUCCCAUCUUCAGCAGGCUGGUCAAUUCCUCUCGAUGAAGACUAUGGCUUCAUCCCGUCCUUCAGUUUCACAGAUCCUGAUAUUGUCUGCCAUAAAGGAGCAACACCUGGACAAAAUACUAUUCCUAUCAACGCAGGCGACUCGAUAGUUCUUCAGUGGUACCCAACACCAUGGACAAGCGGCCACCACGGACCUGUCUUGGACUAUCUCGCUUCAUGCAAUGGAUCAUGUACGACCGUAGAAAAGACCGAAUUGAAGUUCUUCAAAAUAGCAGAAGCUGGUAUCAUUGCUUCAACCCCAUUUCCAGCAUACUACGCCAGCGACUUAUUAAGGGACAACAACAGCAGUUGGACGGUAACCAUUCCAAGCACUCUAAAAUCAGGAGAGUAUAUCUUGCGACACGAAAUUAUAGCUUUGCAUGUUGCUUGGAAUGAGGGAGGCGCUCAAGCAUAUCCGCAGUGCAUCAAUCUUAAUGUUACUGGGAUUGGGAAUGACGAGCCUGUUGGGAAGAGUGCGCAAAUAUUUUAUGGGUCAAAAGAUGAGGGUAUUUUAAUUGAUAUUUGGCAGUUUAAUGGUACUUACGCAAUUCCUGGACCUGAUGUUUGGCCAGGCGUUGUAGGUCACGCACAGCUUAAUAGCCCAACAAAAUGA